AUGAGGACAAGCGGCGGCGUGGUGUGCUGGGUGGCGGUGUGUGCCUGCCUGGUGGUGCAGCUGGCGGCAGCUGCCGAGGAACAGCAGAGGCAGAUCCGGCUGGAGGACAUUGAGCGCGACACCCUCAGCAGCGCCAAGGAGAGACAUGAAGACUUCACUGAUCCCUAUCAUGCAGUUCAUGCUUUCAUGGUGUCAGCUAGUGUGGCAACACAGGUCCAGCAGGUGCCACAGCAGCAGCAGAUCCCCCUGGGCUACGCGCAGCUAGCGGAGCUGCAGCAGCAGCAGCAGCAGCUGUUCAGCCCAGCCACACUGCAGCAGCUGGCGGCCGCCUACCAGCCGCAGGUGGCACAACACGUCCCCGCUGCAGCGGCCGCACAGGCGCCGCAGCUGCCAGGACAGCAGCUACUCUACGUGUCGCCCGCACAGGCACAGCAGCUACAGCUGCAGGCACAACGGCAGCUGCUGGGUGGGGCGGCAGGUGCCGGCCUCCCCGUGUCUGCGUUCUACCAAGCACAGCAGCAGCCGGCAGCUGCAGCUGUGACCGCUCUCCAGUACCAGCCAGCUGCUGCUAUCCCAGGAGCUGCGCUGGCAGGCGCCGCCUACCCGCAGCAGUACCUGCAGCAGUUCGCACAGGCGCCCGUUGUCAACAUCCCGGCACAGAGGGCGCAGUACAAGCUGCAGCAGCAGCUGCAGCAGCAGGCCAAGCCCGACUACAACGCGCUCGCCCAGCAGCAGGUGCAGCAGCACCUGAAGAGCGCGCACGUCAAAUCCACGGCUGCCCCUCCAGCCAAGCAGCAGCAGCAGAGCCAGAGCGGUUUCGUGCCCAUCCAGGCCCCCACCCUGAGGCACCCAGGCAGGGGGGUCAGCUUCAGCCACUACCGCCAGGGUGCUUAA
Messenger RNA from Schistocerca serialis cubense, 894 nucleotides. RefSeq lists its product as uncharacterized. Lineage: Eukaryota; Metazoa; Arthropoda; Insecta; Orthoptera; Acrididae. The record is from RefSeq and is a predicted model, not a curated record. The transcript has 5 exons. Bases 1 to 894 code for a protein of 297 amino acids.